Messenger RNA from Zootoca vivipara (common lizard), 4054 nucleotides. It is a transcript of the gene RGL3, whose product is annotated as ral guanine nucleotide dissociation stimulator like 3. Gene Ontology annotation, cellular component: plasma membrane. Gene Ontology annotation, biological process: Ras protein signal transduction. NCBI's taxonomy places the organism in Eukaryota, Metazoa, Chordata, Lepidosauria, Squamata, Lacertidae. Gene Ontology annotation, molecular function: guanyl-nucleotide exchange factor activity. The record is from RefSeq and is a predicted model, not a curated record.
GUGGCUCCCUUGGGAUUCUCCCCUCCAUCCUUAAGAUUCAAACGAAGAGGUCCCCGGCCGGGCACCAGGCGCAAGAAGCCAGCACUGCAAGGCUGCCGGAUCCGGGCCGGGCCGGAGGAGAUUUGCACGGCGGCUCCGCCUCCUGCUGCAUCUGAGCUCGCUGGCAAACCGGACGGUUCCCGAGGAGGAGUCCCCAGCCCGGGCAGGAGCUCUCAGCCCCUCCUCGCAACAGGGCCGGGCCAGGCGCCUGCCCACAUCGCCUGCCCCAUGCAAAGCUCCGAGAGGGACCGGCCGAGGCUGCUGCUUCCGAGGAGACCCGACGAGGAUGGGCAAAGCGGAGAUUGCAAUGACACCCCUUCAGCAGUGGGGUGAAGAGGCAGAAGAUGGGGCCAUCUACAGCAUCGUCCUUCACCGAGUGAGGGCAGAGCCCAUCGCCAACAGAUCCCGUCAGCUGGAUGUCCCCGGCACACCAGAAUGUCCCUUUGUACAGUACCGCACGUUGAAGAAGCGCCUGUUGCGGGCUGCUACACUCCCCAGGCUGGUGGAGUGGCUGGUGUCUGCCAAUGUGGAGGGUGACCUUGGCUACGUGCCCAGCUUCCUGGCCACCUACCGGGCCUUCGCCAACCCUGCGCAGGUGCUGGAGCUGCUGCUGCCACGGGGACCGGACAAGGCAGUGCUGCACGUAUUGGAACUCUGGCUGCAGCAUCACCCUGGAGAUUUCUGGGAGCCCCCCCAGCACCCCAGCCUGCAGAGAACCUUGAGCUUCUUGCGCCAAUCUGCUCGUGACUCCCCAGCGUGUACUCUGGCAGAGGGGCUGUGGCAGUCCCACAAAGACGACGAGGAGCAGCACAGGAGGGCAGGUGCAGCUGAGGCAGACGGAGGGGAGCCCACAGGGAUGGGGCUGCCACAGGUGAUCGGAGAAGCAGCUGGGACAGGUGACCGCGAGGAGACACCAGCCCUCCUUUCCUUCUCGGUGGAUGAAGUAGCUGAGCAGCUGACCCUGAUUGAUGCAGAGCUCUUCCGAGCAGUGCGGCCCUUCCAUUGCCUGGGCUGCGUGUGGUCGCAACGAGACAAGAAGGAGAAUCAGCACGUGGCUCCCAGUGUCCGAGCCACUGUGGCCCAGUUCAAUGCAGUCACUAGCAGUGUCAUUGCAUCUGUACUGGGAGACCUGACUCUGCGCUUUCCCCAGCGGGCACACCUGCUAGAGAAAUGGAUCGACAUUGCCCAGCGAUGUCGGGCCCUCCGGAAUUUCUCCUCGCUGCAUGCCAUCCUCUCUGCCCUGCAGUCUAACUCCAUCUACCGACUGAAGCGGACUUGGGCUGCUGUACACAGGGACACCAGGGGCUCCUUCCGAAAGCUCUUGCAGAUCUUCUCCGAAGACAACAAUUACCUGAAGUGCCGAGAAAUCUUGCUGCAGGAAGGAGGUAUCCAGGGCUCCAGUGAUGGACGGAACAGCACACAACCCCCAGCCGGGGCAUCUCCGAAGGCUCCCACCAUCCCAUAUCUGGGCACCUUUUUAACGGACCUAAUCAUGCUGGACACAGCACUACCAGAUUUUGUGGAGAGCAACCUCAUUAACUUUGAGAAGAGGCGCAAGGAAGCAGUGAUCCUCUCCUGGAUCUGCCAGCUGCAGGAUUCAUGUCAAGAGUACAAUCUUUGCCCAAACCCAUCCUUCCGUCUUGCCUUUCACCACCAGCAGCAGCUCUCUGAGGAGCAGAGCUACCGGAUUUCCCGUGUGAUUGAGCCACCAGCUGACUCCUGUCCCAACUCGCCGAAGCUGCACCGCAGCCUGACCAAGCGCUUCAGUUCACUUCUUCUAGGCUCAGAAGCUUCUGCUGCUGCUCCAAGCCCUGAGAAGCCCGGAAUCUCACCGCUGGGCUCCUACAGCAGCCUUUCCUCUGAAGAUAUGCCUAGCACCCCUUGUUCACCAACUCGGGGACUCCCCACUAGCAAGAAUCUGUCUUUAUCGCAGCUAAGGCCCUGCCUUCCGCUCGAGCAGCCCCCGCCAUCUCCCAUCUCCAAGCAAAGAGGGACAGAGUCACGCAUUAUCCGCGUCAGCAUGGAUGAUGUGCAUGGAAAUGGCAACCUUUACCGCAGCAUUGUGAUCACCAGCCAGGAUAAGACCACGGCUGUAGUUCAGCGCGCACUGCAGAAGCACAACUUGGAAGGGCACUCGCUGCACAACUACCGGCUCCUGCAGCUGUUGGGAGAUGGCCAAGAGCUACUGAUCCCCGACGGCGCCAAUGCCUUCUACGCUAUGAACCCCGCUGGCCCCCACGACUUCCUCCUCUGCCACAAGGAAGGAGCCCCCAACUCCAUUGGGACAAUGCAGCCUGGUAGCAAAACCACGCUCCACGGCACCCACACACGCAAGGACCGUGGCGCCGGAGCUCUCGCUGCCUCUUCAUCUUCUUGCAGCUCUCCACACCUAGGCCCUUCUAGCCUGUCCCCACAUGGCCCAACAUCCCCACAGCUCUGGCUAGCUUCGUGUCUCCUGGCACCCCCAUUUCCAUCACCUUCCUCCAGACCCACAGGGACACAGCAGCCGCCAAGUGACGCUCCGAGCUCUCCUCCUUCCCCCCUGCCUCUUUCUCACCACUCACCCUUCGGUCCAGCUCUAUCCCAUGUUGUUCUGCCCUCCUCCUCGCAGAGGCCAAAGACUCCUGCUUCUUCAUGCCAGUCGCCCCUUUGCUACUCCUCAGGGGCAUCCCGUUGGUCAGGGUCUUUUAGUCACUGUGACAUCCCUCGCCUUUCAGCUUCCCAAACUCUAGACGCUCUGAGCAGUCCUGACCUAAAACUGGGCACUCAGGGCCACAGCUAAUAUAGUCACGAAUAGAGACUCCCCCCCUCCAUGAGACCACAGGCAAAUGGCCAGGAUAACUGAGUGCCCCACGAGGAAGCUAUGACGUUAAUGGAUUGGCCACUGUGAGGUUCCAUAGCUGUGCCUUCCCCGGCCUCCCCUCAGUAAUCCUAGAACUGUAGAGCCAAGAGAGAUGGGCUUACAGGCCAUCCAGUACAAAACACAGCUGAUGUGCAGGUAUCCAGGUAUGCAGAGUCUUGCCAGCGGAGAUCAGAGGUGCCACACGAUGCCAGUGUCCUGGUGUUUUGUUUCUUCUCUUUUUGAUUUAUGACAUUUGCCAUCAGUGACUUUAUUUUUUAAAAUAUAUUUUUUAAUUUUGUUUUUUGUUUUUAAGUAUAAACAUGUAACAGAAAACAAUUCCAAAUCCAAAUAUUGAGAUUACACUGAAUCUCCUGACUUCCCCCCAUCGCUUCCAGGGGUCCUAGUAAUAACAACUGCAAAUCAGUACUUAUCCAAAUUUUUAAUCCUUCUAAAUCAGGCAUCCCCCAAACUACGGCCCUCCAGAUGUUUUGGCCUACAACUCCCAUGAUCCCUAGCUAACAGGACCACUGGUCGGGGAAGAUGGGAAUUGUAGUCCAAAACAUCUGGAGGGCCGAAGUUUUGGGGAUGCCUGUUCUAAAUUAUCCAUACUUUCCAUUACUUUACAAGUGUGGUUAAAAUAACCUGCUUACAGUGGUCUCGUAAAUAAAUUAUAAACUUUUCUCAUUCUUUCUUAAAGUUCUUGUCUUCUUGAUUUCUGAGCUACCCAGUUCAUUUCGCCAUUUCGGCAUAGUCCAUCAUUUUUUUUAUUUCAGUAUUGACAGAGAGAGGCUAUAGAACCCAGCCUCUUGAAUUUCCACCCCCCCCCAAUCUCUCCCACUUCCUCAUGCAUCACCUCUAUGGGUGCUGCUACAUGCCCUCUGCCUUUGAGCUCUUUGCUCUCCUACUUUUAAGGCUUGCCGGGUUCUGGGAGAUGGAGGGUCUGGAAUCCUUCCAAUGACAAUGUGCCAGCCAGCUGCUGCUGUGGUUCUGCCUGCUCCUACUCUCCCAUGAUUUCCCUACUUUUCCACUCAUCUGCCCCUGAGUUGUGACCAUAGCUGCCAAGUCUCCCGUUUUCCCUGGGAAAUCCCCGUUUUCCCAGCUGUUCCUAGCUGAAAAAACUGAUUUUUUUGUUUUCCCCCGGUUUAUUCUGGCGCGGCGGCCAUUUUGGAACUG